Molecule: messenger RNA, 957 nt
Organism: Drepanopeziza brunnea f. sp. 'multigermtubi' MB_m1
Lineage: Eukaryota; Fungi; Ascomycota; Leotiomycetes; Helotiales; Drepanopezizaceae
Source: RefSeq, a predicted model, not a curated record
AUGACCCGGCCCGAAGAGCGAGAUGAAAACGGUCCCGGUAUCAGAGCGCUGUUGACGUCGAGGAGGUACCGGUAUGAGGGCGAGGGUGAGCUGGAUCCAGUUGGGUGCUACCCCUCGUGCUACCCCUCCCCUUCUCAAACCUGCCCACACGCCGUUGCACCACCUCAGAGUGCGCCGACCCUAGCUGCUCGCUACGGUACCUACUCUACCCGUCAAGAACGACAGGGGGCGGGCCGCUCUGCUUUGCCGGAGCGGCCGCUGGGCAUGCUCAGUGUGGGUGCCCUGCUUGCUUUGCUGGCGGUGAAAAGCAUCAACGGUGAGACGAAAAUGCGAAAACGAGACGUGGGAAAGAGAAGAAGGGCUUCCGCUUCCGCUUCCGCUUCCGCUUCCGCUUCCACGUCUGAUGAUGGCAUUGAUUUCGGUAGCUACCAAUCAGCUUUACCCGAUUUGAGUCGAAGGAGAGGCAGCAAAUACAAAAAGAAAAAAGAAAAAUCCCCUCCAAUGUGGGCUGGAACUUCCACCUCCUCGAACCCGGCAUCGGUGACAACUACCGCCGCCGCCGGGACCCACAGCGCAGCGUCGAAACCGGCCUACAAGAUGAAGCAUCAGGGAAAGCGGAUAGCGCAGAUUGUGCGGCUGCGAAAAGAGCAUGUGGAGGAGUACAAGCGGUGUCAUGCCCAGGUGUGGCCGGAGGUGCUGAAGCAGAUUAAGGAUAGCAACAUUGAGGAUUACUCUAUCUUCCAUGAUCCGGACACGGGAAUUCUGUUUGCGAAUUUCAAGUAUGUUGGGUAUAACUGGGCUGGCGACAUGGAGCGAAUGAGGGAGAAUCCAAAGGUCCAGGAAUGGUGGAAGAUGACAGACAGCUUCCAAGAAUCGUUCGUGCCCGGAGCCAAGUGCAGCUACGAUGGCGAGCCACCGUGGUGGAAAGGUGUCGAGGAAGUCUUCUACUUCCCAUGA